AUAAACAAUUUCUGUACAAAUAAGUAGAAAACCUCCAAAGUGAUUUCUUUCAUGUAAAUGGUUUACUGUUCAUUUCAGUUGGGAAAUACUCCGGAUGAAUAGAAGUUAAAACAAUAUGAAUCACCAUUUGAAGAUUAUUUACCUAACAAUAAGUAUGGCAAUGAUGCUGUUCUCCAUGGGUUAUUCAGAUACACCAGCCAUGUGCUCUGUUGUACAAGGACUUCCAGGUCUAAAUGGCAGAGAUGGAAGAGAUGGAACAAAUGGAUUAAAGGGAGACCCAGGUCUGCGUGGGGAGCCUGGAAUCCCAGGUGAAAGAGGCAGUGCUGGUCCGCCGGGAAAAGUAGGACCGAAAGGAAAUCAGGGGGAUAAAGAAAAUGACGGAGUUGCAGGAAGCAAAGGCGAGAAAGGAUCCACAGGAGCCACUGGACUUGGUUUGCCAGGUUUGCAGGGAAACAAAGGCGAAAAAGGAAGUCCAGAUGACAUUGCUAAGGAACAAUUAAAAGUAUUUGAGAGUCAAUUGCAGAUACUUCAAGCAAACCUUAAUAAGUAUAAUAAAAUUCUGCUCUUCCAUGGAGCUAUACAAUCUGGUGAUAAAUUGUUUGUAACCAAUGGUCUGAAAGAAAGUUUUGAAAAUGCUCAGUGGAUCUGCAAAGAAUCUGGUGGUAGUCUAGCAGCUCCAAAAAAUGCAGCAGAAAACAGUGCUGUGCAGAAGGUACUCCUCUCCAAGGGGGAGUCAAACAGAGCUUUCCUAGGCAUAUCAGAUAUGCAAGUAGAAGGGACAUUCUUAUACCUGACGGGAAACAAAGUCACGUUUACUAACUGGAACCCUGGGGAGCCAAACAACGACAAAGACACUGAAGACUGUACAGAAAUACAAGAUAAUGGCAAAUGGAAUGAUAUUCCAUGCAUUCUGCCACGACUAGUUAUUUGUGAAUUCCAGUAGAACUACUUACAGACAACUCAUUUCAUAACAUGUUACUAUUUGUAUGUAUGAGACUCUAUAAUUUUCUUUUUUAUUUCUCAUCUACAGUAUAUGUUCAGCUCUAUAACAACAAAUUUAUAAAAUAGAAAAAGUAAUAAAAUAACAUUAUUUUAUUCCAUAUAUGUGUUUACCACACUUGUUUUGUUAGUAAACUGAUAAUUCUAA
This is a messenger RNA of Pseudophryne corroboree (corroboree frog), 1147 nucleotides long. RefSeq names its product pulmonary surfactant-associated protein D-like. Lineage: Eukaryota; Metazoa; Chordata; Amphibia; Anura; Myobatrachidae. Bases 116 to 943 code for a protein of 275 amino acids. The transcript is spliced from 6 exons. The record is from RefSeq and is a predicted model, not a curated record.